UCUCCGUAAACCACCUUCCAAAGCAGACGUGUUUAUUAAACAUUUUUCACUGUUCUAUUCGCCGCACCUCGGGCGGAGACACCAAGCAACCACCGCCGCGAUCUCCGCCCCGGUCGAAAAUAAAUCCCUUCGAGAAUGGCCGGCGAGAAUUCAGAUAACGACGUGAUAUACCUCCACGGGAAUCUAGACCUCAAAAUCAUCGAAGCCCGAUGCCUCCCGAACAUGGAUUUACUCUCCGAGCGCCUCCGCCGCUGCUUCACCGCCUUCGAUUGCCGGAAGCCUUUCACCUCCAAUCGCCGCCGCGAUCACCACCACCACCGUAAGAUCAUCACCAGCGAUCCCUAUGUCACCGUCUGCCUCGGCGGUGCCCGUGUUGCCCGAACCCGGGUCAUAUCCAAUUCGCAGAAUCCGAUUUGGAAAGAGAAUUUUAAGAUCCCUCUAGCUCACCCCGUUUCUCAGGUUGAAUUCCAAGUGAAAGACAACGACAUGUUUGGAGCAGAACUCAUAGGUAUAGCCACCGUGCCAGCUAAGAGAAUCGCCGCAGGCCAAGUGAUCGACGAAUGGUUUCCGGUGAUAGGAUCCAACGGAAAGCCCUCAAAACCCGACAGCGCAAUAAGACUACAAAUGACAUUCACCCCUUGCCACAAAGAUCCCGUCUAUCUGAGUGGAAUUUCGGACAAUUACGGCCUGAAAGAUAGUUAUUUCCCAUGGCGGCACGGAGGGAAAUUGACCCUCUACCAAGACGCGCACGUGAUUGACGGAAUGCUGCCCGACAUCAAAUUGGACGAUGGGAAGAAUUUCGAGCACGAACAGUGCUGGGAGGAUAUUUGCCACUCGAUAUUGGAGGCGCAUCAUUUGGUUUAUAUCGUGGGAUGGUCGAUUUAUCAUAAGGUGAAGUUGGUGAGGGAGCCUACUAAACCGUUGCCAAAUGGCGGUGACUUGAAUUUGGGGGAGUUGUUGAAGUACAAGUCUCAAGAAGGGGUGAGAGUUUUGUUGUUAGUUUGGGAUGAUAAGACUUCCCACAACAAGUUCUUUUUAAAAACGGAUGGAGUAAUGCAAACUCACGAUGAGGAAACUCGGAAGUUUUUCAAACACUCCUCUGUGACGUGUGUGCUGGCCCCUCGUUAUGCGAGCAGUAAGCUUAGCAUUUUCAAGCAACAGGUUGUUGGAACUCUUUAUACACACCAUCAGAAAUGUGUGAUUGUGGACACCCAACAUCAUGGCAAUAACCGAAAGAUAACGGCUUUCAUUGGUGGUCUAGACCUAUGUGAUGGACGCUAUGAUACACCUGAGCACAGAUUAUUCACCGACCUCGACACUGUCUUUAAAGAUGAUUAUCACAAUCCAACAUUUCCUCCAGGGAAAAAGGGCCCACGGCAACCGUGGCAUGAUUUGCAUUGUAAAAUUGAGGGUCCGGCGGCGUAUGAUGUGCUCAUAAACUUCGAGCAGCGCUGGAGAAAAGCCACUAAAUGGUCUGAAUUUGGACAGCGGUUUAGGAGAAUAUCACGCUGGCACGAUGAUGCCUUACUUAAGAUUGAACGUAUUUCGUGGAUAACAAGUCCUACCACAACUGUCCCGAAUGACCAUCCUUCUUUGUGGGUGUGCAACGAAAACGAUCCCGAGAACUGGCAUGUUCAGGUUAUGAUCGCCUUAUUAAAAGAUUUUAUUUUUAUUAUUAGUUUAUUCGAUACGAGGCAAUCAAGGCUUUAUCUUGGUUUUGUAAUUUGCUUUCAACAGAUUUUUCGGUCUAUAGAUUCGGGUUCGUUGAAAGGAUUUCCCAAAAAUGUCCAUGAAGCUGAAGAACAAAAUUUAGUGUGUGCAAAAAAUUUGGUGAUCGAUAAGAGCAUUCAAAUGGCUUAUAUCGAGGCUAUUAGAUCUGCUCAACACUUCAUAUACAUCGAGAAUCAAUAUUUUCUUGGGUCGUCUUACGCUUGGCCUUCCUACAAAAAUGCCGGUGCCGACAAUUUAAUCCCGAUGGAAUUGGCAUUAAAAAUUGCAAGUAAAAUAAGGGCAAAUGAAAGAUUCACCGUUUAUGUUGUCAUCCCGAUGUGGCCCGAGGGUGUUCCCGAUUCUGCAUCUGUACAAGAAAUCCUUUAUUGGCAGGGGCAAACAAUGCAAAUGAUGUACGAAAUUAUCGCACAAGAGCUCAAAUCUGCUAAUAUUGAGAACGCACAUCCAACCGACUAUCUUAAUUUCUACUGUCUUGGCAAUCGAGAGGAAUGUCCGGGAGACGAAUCAAAUUCUAACGGCCCAACCACAUCCAAUGGAAAUUCCGAUACGGCUUCAAAAAAAUACGGAAGAUUUAUGAUAUACGUGCAUGCGAAAGGGAUGGUAGUGGAUGAUGAAUACGUGAUUAUUGGUUCGGCCAACAUUAACCAACGGUCAAUGGCUGGUUCGAGAGAUACGGAGAUAGCAAUGGGGGCUUAUCAACCAAAUUACACAUGGACCAAGAAGAAAGAACAUCCACAUGGCCAGGUCUACGGCUACAGAAUGUCUCUUUGGUCUGAGCAUAUAGGCAGAAUCGAUGAUUGCUUCAAUAAUCCCGAUGAAUUGGAAUGUGUGAAAUACGUGAAUAGUGUUGCGGAGGAUAAUUGGAAGAGAUACACAUCUGAAGAGUUCAAUUUAUUACAAGGGCACAUCCUUAAAUAUCCGUUGGAAAUCGAUAUUGAUGGAAAGGUUAACCCUUUGCCCGGAUAUGAAACUUUUCCGGAUGUUGGUGGUAAAAUUAUAGGUGCUCCGACCAAUUUGCCGGAUGCUUUGACCACUUAAAAGAUAAUAAUUCACUCUAGCGAAAUCAUAGGUAAAAUGUAGUAAUACUUGGUGAGGAAGAGGAACUAAUGUUGUAACAUUACCGGUGGCCUUUGGCCGUGUUGUAUCAGUUCAUGUUCGAGCUUGUGUGGAUUCAGUGUUAAAUCAUUUUUGUAUAAUCAUUAUAUAGUCUAAAAGUGAUAAUUCUUUUAUUUGUUUGGUGCUCCGGCAUGAAAUUGAAUGGAAGAACAGAUGAAUUAAUACACAGAUUUUAUAGCAUCUCAUACAUGAAAACAAUUUUUUUUCACUUAUACAUUACAAUGUCGGAUAAAGGUAC
Messenger RNA from Erythranthe guttata (spotted monkey flower), 3085 nucleotides. The record is from RefSeq and is a predicted model, not a curated record. NCBI's taxonomy places the organism in Eukaryota, Viridiplantae, Streptophyta, Magnoliopsida, Lamiales, Phrymaceae.